Messenger RNA from Ornithorhynchus anatinus (platypus), 1047 nucleotides. RefSeq names its product G-protein coupled receptor 183. NCBI's taxonomy places the organism in Eukaryota, Metazoa, Chordata, Mammalia, Monotremata, Ornithorhynchidae. The transcript has a single exon. Bases 1 to 1047 code for a protein of 348 amino acids. Gene Ontology annotation, biological process: G protein-coupled receptor signaling pathway. Gene Ontology annotation, molecular function: oxysterol binding; G protein-coupled receptor activity. Gene Ontology annotation, cellular component: membrane. The record is from RefSeq and is a predicted model, not a curated record.
AUGGCUCCCACCAUCACCACUACCCUGAGCAGCUCUCUGAACAACAGUAACGGAAGCCUCUGCUCUGAACCCCGCCAAUACCCGGCCAUGGGGAUAGUGCUUUCGAUUUUCUACAUCGGGGUGUUGGUCUUUGGCUUCCUUGGAAACUUUCUGGCCUUCUGCAUCAUAGGCUGCAAAAGGAAACGGAACUCUACGGAUCUCUACUUGUUGAAUCUGUCCAUGUCCGACCUCUUAUUCACGCUGGCCCUGCCGGGAAGAAUCUCUUACUUCAUCCAAGCCUUCAGCUGGAAUUUCGGGGAUUGGGCCUGCAGGCUGACCGCUCUCCUGUUUUUCAUGAACACCUACGGAAGCAUCUACCUGAUGACCUUCGUGAGCGUCGAUCGCUACAUCGCCGUGGUCUCCACCCGACGCUGCCACAACCUCCGUAAAGUCGGCGUCGUCAGGUGGAUCUGUGCCUUCGCCUGGGGUCUGGCUUUCCUUCUGAACGUGCCGUUGCUCUUGAGGCCCAUCACUAGUAAGAUGGGAGACAGAGUAGCCUGCAUGGACUUAAACAACAUAGAAGGGAUUUUCAAACAUCCCCUGAUAGUCUUAAUAUCCUGCAUUAUCGUGUUCUCUGUGCCGGUGGGGAUCAUAUUGUUCUGCUACGUGAAGAUCACUUUGAAGCUGAUCAGGUCGGCCAGGAGAAAUUCCCUGCCCAAGAGGAUCGGGAACGAUAAGAAGGCAUGCGUAGUCAGCAUGAUGGUGCUGAUCAUCGUGGUUGUUUGCUUCAGCCCUUAUCACUUGAUCGUCAUCCAGUUCAUGAUCCGCAUGAUUACGUACCAAACCUCCUGCUCCGAGCAGGUGAAAUUUAAAGUGUCCCUUCAAAUCACGAUGAUGAUUAUGAAUGCAAACUGCUGCAUUGACCCCAUCAUUUACUUCUUUGCGUGUAAAAGUUAUAAGAAAAAGUUGCUCAGCAUCUUACAUCGCACUGGUGUGACCUUUCUCUCCUCGCUGGGGCAGACCUCUUCACAAAGCAACAGCAGCAAUCAGACAGCAGGCCUCAGCUAG